AUGUCUGACAACAAAGAUUGUGUCAUUGAGGUAGGCGACGUCACAUCCCCGUUGCCUGCCGUCGACGAAAAGGCAGCACCCAAGACUAGCUGGACUCCCUCUCAAGUCGUUGGACGCUCAUCCUCGUGGAUCUCGGAAUGGACACCCUUCGGUCUGGUCUUCUCCUACUACGUCUUCUCGGUUUGCAUGUACAUGUAUUGCAAUGAUGGCCUGAUCGCCAUUUUUUGGUUUAUAUACAUGUGUACCAACUUCUACAUUGCCGGAACUACAGUCCUCGAGGCCUUCUUCAGCAUCACGCCCUGCCGCGAGGCACGCGACGUCGUCACGCAAGCGCAAGAGAAGCAGUGGCUAUUUCCUACGCCGAACAGCCAGCUGCCCAUUUUGGAUCUUCUCAUUGUGGCUUACCUGCCCAAUGAGCAAGAUAUCAUCAUGGAUCGUGCUCACUAUGCGCUUAGGGAAAUCGCUUACCCUAGCGAUAGGAUCCGCAUUAAUAUUCUCUAUAAUACACCAAAGCCAAUCGAGCCACUGGAGACGGAGUUGGCCGAGCUUCCACUUCAUUUUCCCCACGCUAGGGUCAUCAAAGUCCCCGGCUCGACAUCAAAGGCCGACAAUCUCAACUACUUUUUUACACUCGACACUGGAUCCGACCUCAUCGCCAUUUAUGAUUGCGAUCACUAUCCCCAUCCCAACGCACCCCGGUGGGCUGCUGAGCGCUUCAUGGCAGACAAGGACGUCGACAUUGUGCAAGGCCGAUGCAUCGUGUUCAACUCCGAGGACUCGUUCAUGACCAACAUGAUCUCGGUCGAAUUCGACAAGAUCUACGCUGUUUCCCAUCCCGGUCGCUCAACUAUGUGGGGGUUUGGGCUUUUCUGCGGAUCCAAUGGCUAUUGGCGCGCCUCUCUUCUCCGCGACCUGAAAAUGGACGACACCAUGUUGACCGAAGACAUUGAUUCGGCAUUGCGUGCAUUUUCCAAGGGCGCUAAGACAGUCCACGACCUUAACGUUACUUCGUACGAACUGGCCCCCACGACAUUUGCCGCGUUUUGGAAGCAGCGCCUCCGGUGGGCUCAGGGAUGGGCUCAGGCCAGCAUGCGUCACAUGAAAAUGGUAUGGAAUGGCGUCAAGGAUCCAUUGCACGAAGAGCAUGCCAAGCGUAGCUUCACGGCCCGGUUCGGCGUGCUUUCGCUGUUGCUCAUCCGAGAGUCGUCGUACUAUCUCGUCACACAGUACACGUGUCUCGUUGCAUCGUUCGUUAUCGUCAAGUUUCCCACAAACGGGGAGGAGCUGUGGAGGCUGGUCUAUUUUCAGUAUCCCCUCUCGCAAUGGCUCUUCAUUAUCAGCAUCAUCUGCCUGUUCGCUACACUGUGGAUCACCAACCAGGUCAAAUCCGAGUUUGUAUCCAGGAAGAUGAUCAUUCUCUUUUCGGCCUUGUACCCAUUUUAUCUUGUUCUCAACGCCACCAUCGGCCUGUACGGCCAUGCACGGCAAAUCGUCAAGUACAGCUCUUGGAAUCCUACGGCUAGGAAGUAG
Messenger RNA from Exserohilum turcica Et28A, 1530 nucleotides. Its product is annotated as glycosyltransferase family 2 protein. Gene Ontology annotation, biological process: proteolysis. The transcript is spliced from 2 exons. NCBI's taxonomy places the organism in Eukaryota, Fungi, Ascomycota, Dothideomycetes, Pleosporales, Pleosporaceae. The record is from RefSeq and is a predicted model, not a curated record. Gene Ontology annotation, molecular function: aspartic-type endopeptidase activity. Bases 1 to 1530 code for a protein of 509 amino acids.